This is a messenger RNA of Durusdinium trenchii, 1144 nucleotides long. NCBI's taxonomy places the organism in Eukaryota, Dinophyceae, Suessiales, Symbiodiniaceae. The record is from the annotation of a GenBank genome assembly.
AGUCUCAAGGUCUGGCCCCAAACGCCCGUGGCGCGUCGCCGGCGCCGGCGCCAUGGAAGACGCGAGGGAGGACGUUUGUGACGCUCCGAGUUCGGGGCAGAGCCAUGGAAAACAGGUGAAUGCCUUUUUUGAAAUUUUGGAGCAAAUGCAGGUCCUUCAGGGCAGACUUCGAGACGCCUACGAGACGGACCUGGCCAUAGCGAAGCCGAAGUCAAAGAUGGCGAUCCCAGCGCCCCGCACCCCGCGGAACGGGUCGUUGGAAGAUGCGCAGGUCCGACCGCCGCAGAACCCGACGCUCAGCGUUUUGAAUUUGCCCGAGAGCGCCUCGAUCUUGGCCGACGACUUCGACAACGCAGCUGGCCCAGUGGUUGGCGAGAGAAGUAUUCCAGUCAGUGCAGAGAGUCAAAACAGUUUGUCCCCACGAUCCACCAAAAUGUCGAACAAGCUCAUGAAGCGCGCACGAGAGGCCACGGCAAACAUGGAAGAAGAACUGGAUGCUGAUUCGCUGGAAUCCGCACUUCAGCUCAGAGAAGAAUGGAAUCUUCCAGAAGAGAGGUUGAAGGAGCUGAAGCGCUUGCAACGACGCAUGUCGGUUGGAAGCAUCGCGCUCAAGCCCACGCAGCCCAAGAGGCAGUACUUGCUACACACGGAGAUGAGCGAGGCGCCCAUCUUCGUGACCCAUCCGAAUUCCUGGAAGCGAAGUUGUUGGGAUUGCUUGGCAGUCAUCGCCAUCCUCUUCGAGAUCAGUGUGGCACCACUAUUGUUGUAUCGCAUGGAUGACUCCGCUCGCCGUGUGGCAGAUUCGCUACAGUGGAUCACCACCAUCUUUUGGGUCUUCGACAUUCCAGCAACUUUCUUCACAGCAACUUAUGUCAAUGACAUUCUGUGCUUUCGCCUUGGAGAGAUUGCCAGGGCAUAUCUCCGCAGCUGGUUCCUCUUCGACGUGCUCAUGUUGGUGCCUGACCUCAUCGUCGUCCUGCUUCCUGACAUGGCGGACGGCCCCGCGGGCGUCUUUCGCAUGGCGCGUGCGCGGCGUGUGCUGCGGCUCUUCCGCUUUGUGCAAAUUGUGAGAUUGUGGAAGACGCUUCAAGCAUUCAUGUCUUCUUUGGAGAAGCUCGGCCUGCCUCAGACAGAGGCAACAUAA